CUCAAAUCAGACUCACUUCCAGACCGAUUCAACUUCCACCAAACUGAGCGAUGGCGGCCGCCGUGUCUGUUAGUAACUCUGUCAAAGAUGAAAGCACAGACACCGGGCCCAGUUCUGCCCCACGGCCACUUAAUGGAAACUACGACCUCGCUGCGGAACAAGAGAACUGGAUGGCCGGGGGGGACCGCCGUUUCUCAGAACUUUCUCCCGGAGCAGAGGACGCCACACCGGGACGCGAGUGUCAGCGAAGGGUCGAUGAGGACCUGAUAUCACUGAGCCCCAAAGAGAUUGAGAGCCGCUUGGAGAGAAUGCGUCGGGAGUUCUACAAUCGUAGAAAAAUAAUAAUAAAGAAUCUCCCCUCCGACGUCAGUAAUCAGGAGGUCCACGAGCUGUUGGGAAGCUAUGAUCUGAAGUAUUGCUUUGUUGACAAAUAUAAGGGCACAGCAUUUGUAACACUUCUGAACGGGGAACAGGCCCAGUGUGCCAUCGAGGAGUUCCACCAGUAUGUGCUACGGGAUAGGGAGAUCUCUGUGCAGCUGCAGCCCACUGACGCUCUUCUGUGUAUCGCCAACCUGCCCCCAGUUUUUACCCAGCAGCAGUUUGAGGAAUUGGUGCGACCGUUUGGCAAUUUAGAGCGCUGCUUCCUGGUUUACAGUGCCACUACGGGACAUUCGAAAGGCUACGGCUUUGUGGAGUACAUGAAGAAGGACUCGGCGGCCAGGGCCAAGUCAGAGCUUCUGGGGAAGCAGCUGGGCUCCCGCAUGCUGUACGUUCACUGGACCGAAGUGGGCUCGCUCACCUACCCGCUGCUGCACUCCAGAUGCCUGUGUGUGGACCUCCUGCCCCCGAGCCUCCUGACAGCCCAGGACCUCCUCGCUGCCCUGGCUGACUCCCAUACGCCAGUCUUCUGCCAGCUGGCUCAGGGACAAGAUGGAAGUUUUUGUCGUUUUGCUGUGUUGGAGUUUGCCUCUGCAGAGAUGGCUGAGGAGGCCCAGAGACUCUCAGAUGGCAGGCUACUGGGCGGGACACACAUCAGGGUGGCCUUCUGUGCCCCCGGCCCCCCUGGAAGAAGCAUGCUGGCUGCUCUGAUUGCUGCACAAACCAUGUGUCUAAACAGAGGCAAAGGCCUCCUCCCUGAUCCCACAGCCCUGCAGAUCCUCACAGGCCUUAAUAACCCUGCUGCUCUUAAGAUGCUGCUCACCCCUCUGUCUCAGGCACACAAACAAGGCCUUCUCGGGGCAGCCCCUGCCAUGCCGCUGCUGACCAACCCCGCUCUCUCUGCUGCCCUGCUGCAGCUCCUGCUUCAGAACCAGGCCAAGGCCCAGCAGCAAGCUUUUCUGGGGAAUCCUCUUCUUUGGGCUCAGGUGCUGCACAGUAAAGAAAACCCCUUUCUCCCUUGUGCAGGACUCAUCGGGGACAGUCCUCUGGCUGCUCUGCCUGUCCAGCAGGGAGUCCAUCUGCUUGGUGAUCUCCCUCAAGUCUCAGGACUGGGUCUGCAGUCGGACCCACUGGCCCCCCUGAAGUCGGUGCCGCUCGGCAGAGCCGUGCCAAGAGAACAGGAUUCCCCCACAUCAGCGUGCAGCUUCUCGCAGACCUCCCCUCCCACCCUACCAGGCAUUUCCUUACCCCUGAUGGGAGGCAUGAUGGGGACAGAUGGCCUUGCAGCACAGGGGGUACCGAUGCUGAGUGAUUCUCCAAAAGAUGUGAAUCUUCCCCAGAGCACCUUCCUCAAUGUCAACAAUGUUUUUCCUUCAGGAGCUAGCUGCAGACCUCCCACCUAUAGGAAAAGACCUACACUAAGUAACGUGUCCAACCAGUACACGCAUCAGCACCUGCAGCCCAACUAUAACAUGCGGUUUCAGAAUUCCUACAGCCCUGAAUAUCCUUCUGCACACCAGGAUGCCUUGGCCCACUUGUACGAGCAGCAGGAGAACCGUGAUACUGGGGCCGUGGCAGGAUUCGGUCAGCAGCGCUCUCAUCAUUGUGACUACAUCGAACAGUUUCCCCACUACACUUAUCCUUCCAGCCCACCCCCCUCUUCGUACUUCAACUCGGGGCCUGAGGUCUCCGGUAGGGGCAGCCUCUCCUCCACCAGCCUUAAUCGGGCAGUGGGAAUGCCUCCUGGAAGCCACAGUGUGAACUGUCCUCCAGGUCUGGGGAACACUAUGAAGACACCGAUUGGGAGCCACAAACGUGUCUUCUCCCGUCUGAUCCCCUCCCCAGAGCCCAGCCCGGAGGGCGGCUACGUGGGCCAGCACUCUCAAGGCCUCGGGGGUCACUACGCAGACUCCUACCUCAAGCGUAAGCGUAUUUUCUGAAAAGCCGCCUCUUGUUGUAAGAUUAGCCAUUCGACCGCCAGGACACAUUGACGUCUCCGACGGACUCGACCGCUAGGUGGUCCUUGGUUCUGUCUCCUGUGAGUGACCCCUGGGGGGUGCUGAACGCUGUUUAGGAAGUGAUGUCACUCAAUGGAAAAUCUUUAUGCUGUUUAUAAUUUUUUUCCUUUUGUGUUUUAUUUGACUGUGAUUUGUAAAUUAAUGUUUUACUUUCCCUUUAUUUGAUUUUAAUUUGAUGUCUAACUUGUACAAUGAGGAAAAAAGGUAAAAUAGAAAAAGAUUUUGUUUCUUCAAAGCAUUUUUUUGUUUUUAAUUAUCCCUGUGUUGAGUGGUGUGUGGUAGUUUGGCCAGUUUACGGUGCUGCUUUUUUAAUGGUUGACAUCGCUCUAAUGUCAAACUGUCAAUCUCAGGCCAAGGGACUGACCGAGUAUUAAAAACGAGCUUUAUGUUGGAGGGUUUCCUUUUUUAAAGACCUUCCUGGUUGAUGUAAAACGUUAGUGUGGUGUUGGUUUCCCAUGUUUCCACGGGGUUGUCCUGUUUGCUGCAGAACUGGAUUUGCUUUGCCUCACAUGCAGCUUUCCAUCCACCAGUGCUAGCUGUGCUGCCCGGCCGUGUAAUUAUGAACCGUAGCUUUAUCAUUCUGGGAUGUUUUCUGAAGCCUUAACUUUUCCACGUUGUUCAUCUUCCCAAACCUCACCCUCCGACUGGUGUUACGAGUCUGUUCCCCACACAAGUCACGAAAAUGAUCGUUUUUCACCAGCAGAAGGUGCCAUUUCACUCAUUUGUCCACAAGUUGGAUAAUUUUUUUUUGUCUUGGAAAUUAAUUGAAUUUUUUCAGUUUCAAAGCCCUGUUGGAUGAUCGGGGGUGUGGGUGUGAACUCUGUGCCCCCAGCCCUGUUUCACCAAGAAAACUAGCUUCAUGGCAGCUGGAAUAACGAGUGCAGCCCAUGUGUUUGGAGUUAGCCGGUUAGGGUGAGAGCUCAGUUUGUCUGUGGUUUCAUUAAUGGAAGCAAGUGGCAGAUGGUUGGUCAGUCACACGUGUCCUCUUCAAACCUUUGGUUUAUCUUUAAGUGAUUAUCUGGCUGACAGUUUGAUUGUGAAAACUCAUUACCUCUGACGUCUGCUAAAAAUGCAGCUACACUUGAGCCUUAACUUUGUUUUUCUGUGAUCAUCAUCCUGCCCUGUGUUGGCUUCCAUCUGCAUUUUCAGUUUCAGUGUUAUUUGCUGUGUAAAUAGUUAAAAGCUGGAUCAUUUUUGAAGUCCAAACCUUUUGUUUUCUGGUCUGGUGUUAUUUUUGAAUAUUUUGCCGAUCCCUGUGUGCUCGUUGUAUGCUUGAGAGCUGAUGUGUUUAAAAGAGUGACUCCACAGCAGACUGUUAUGUUGUGUAUGGACCAAGAGAUGCAGCUGUACUGUAUGUUCAGGAUUUCAACUGCUGUUCUUUCCUCUGUACCACCAUGAUUGUCUCUGUACAUGUGUGAUGUGCGCAAGUAAAUGUUAUUUAAACUGA
Molecule: messenger RNA, 3843 nt
Organism: Nothobranchius furzeri (turquoise killifish)
Lineage: Eukaryota; Metazoa; Chordata; Actinopteri; Cyprinodontiformes; Nothobranchiidae
Gene: raver1
Product: ribonucleoprotein, PTB-binding 1
Cellular component (GO): nucleus
Molecular function (GO): RNA binding
Source: RefSeq, a predicted model, not a curated record